CAUAUGCUUGAUGCGAUGUAUGGUUGAACCCUUACCAGCUACGUGCACCUCACUGCCUUGAGCUCCUGGGCUGAGUAAUUCUCGUUGACCUCUUCUCGGACCUCCGUGAUGCGCACCAGCCUUCGUCAAGGCGAUGUUCAGAAUUCAUUAUUGCCGUGCGGACUCUUUGGCUUCGGGCGUGGGCAGGCGCCGCUCAAUCUAGGCUCGAGCGGAUGUUUUCGAUCUCCGACGCGGGACGCUGCGGGGAACGCUCGAUGGAACAUGCGGAGGCGAAAAGUGGCGACGGCCUCAAUCACAAUCUCCCUUGAGCCCCGCCCUGUAUGUGAGAGCCGGCGGGCGGCCGCGAAUCCGCCUACCGUGGGUCGCGGCAGCAGCCCGGACCAAGCAACGAGGGUCAACAACUUUGAUCGAUCGGCUCCCGGUCGAACUCGCGUUAAAGCGCACAAAGCUUUCCUAAGACGUACGGAAGGAGUACAGCCUCUGGGCACGAAAGUUUGACUUGGGGCAGAGGUGGACGAGGCGGGCAGCAGCUCGAUCUGAGGUGAUCCUGGCUAGGCCUCGACGAUCUUUACGGAGGAGGGUCGAGGGGCUCGACACCGUCGGCAAUCGAAGGGCGCAUCAGAUCAAUGGAAAGAGGGGCUGUGUGCUCUGCUCUGCGUCAUCUUUACACACCGAGAGCUGG
Messenger RNA from Ceraceosorus guamensis, 682 nucleotides. RefSeq lists its product as hypothetical. The coding region runs from base 109 to 498 and encodes 129 amino acids. The record is from RefSeq and is a predicted model, not a curated record. The transcript has a single exon. NCBI's taxonomy places the organism in Eukaryota, Fungi, Basidiomycota, Exobasidiomycetes, Ceraceosorales, Ceraceosoraceae.